AUCUUGACUCAGUCUAGCACUUAGUGCGUAGUGCUACUGUGCUAUACUGUUUUUGAGGAAAUCUAUGACGUCAUAGUGGGAGCCCGAAAGUUCGCGGGAAAAUGACUAAAUGUAUUCGAAGUAGACUUGAUCUAGCCGGCCUUGAUCUGAAGCGCGUUUACAUUUCGGCGUGGUGUGGGAGUGUAUAUUUCGCUGUGUUGCUAGUAGAUUAGAUGUCGGAGAUGUCCGUGAACGGCUCUGGUGAGGCGGCAGCGGCAGCGGCAGCCGCGGCGGCAGCAGCAGCGGCGGCGGCGGUAGUGCCUGCUGCGACUGAAGGCAUGAAGCGAAACCUGGAGUCGGACGGCAGCACCAUGAGCACAACCAAGCGGUACCGUCCGCAGGACAUGUCGCUGCGUCUCCUCAUCAGCAGCCGGGCUGCCGGAUCUGUGAUCGGGAAGGGCGGCUCCAACAUUAACCGGCUGCGUGAGCAGCACAGUGCCACAGUUUCAGUCCCCGACACACUGGGCCCGGAACGUGUGGUCAACAUUGGCGCCGACCGCGAGACCACGCUCAAAAUCGUGGAGGAGCUGCUGCCCAACCUGGAUGACGUGCCGGGCCGCGACCCAGACGCGACCGACGGCGAGGUCCGCAUCCUGGUGCACACCAGCCAGGCGGGAAGCAUCAUCGGCCGCUCCGGCUUCAAGAUCAAGGAGCUGCGCGAGGGCACCAACACGCAGAUCAAGGUGUACACGGAGCCGUGUCCGCAGUCGUCGGACCGCGUCACGCAGAUCUCUGGCCAGCGCACCAACGUGCUCGACUGUCUGAGCCGCAUCCUCACCCUACUGGAGGAGAACCCGCCCAAGGGCCUGGUGAACCCGUACGACCCGGUCAACUACGACGAGGUGUACGCGGCCGAGUACGGGGGGUUCUCGGACGGCCGCGGCCGGACGGCGGCCCAGCAGGCGGCGCUGGGCCGCGGCGCCGCGCUGGCCGCCAGCCGCGCCGCCGCCAUGUCGGCCAUGGCCGCGUCUCGCGGGUACGCCGCCGGCACCGGCAUGACCGGCAUGGGCUACGGCGUGGCCGGCCAGAUGAGCCAGAUCCCGCCGGGCGGCAUGGACUUCAGCUCGCCGGCGGCGGCGGCGGCCGGCGGCCUGGGCGCCGCCGCCGAGCUGCAGACGCAGCAGUUCUCCGUGCCCAAGGGCGCCGCCGGAGCCAUCAUCGGUAAGGGCGGCGCGCGCAUCCGCAAGAUCCGCGCCGACAGCCAGGCGCAGAUCAACAUCGACGACGUGAAGGAGGGCCAGGUGGAGCGCAUCGUCACCAUCACCGGCACGGCCGACCAGGUGCAGAUGGCCCACUUCCUGCUGCAGAAAUGUGUGCGCGAGAACAGCGACGGCCAAUACUGAGCGGAGCCGCGGCGAGCGGCCCGACACGCCGCCACCCGCACCAGAGACGAGCCAAGCAUUCCUCGUGUGUCUCUGCGUGCGAGUGUGGCACCCUCAUCCCCGGCGGCCAGCCGCUGCCCUCGCGGCCACGCCGCCUCAUUGCAUCGGUCAACAGUGAAGGAGAAUCGAUCCGGCUCGCAUUUUGUAGUAAACCCGGCGCUUGCGAGAAUACAAGUUUCCGAAACAUA
Molecule: messenger RNA, 1609 nt
Organism: Amphibalanus amphitrite
Lineage: Eukaryota; Metazoa; Arthropoda; Thecostraca; Balanomorpha; Balanidae
Product: heterogeneous nuclear ribonucleoprotein K-like
Exons: 12
Coding region: 213-1382 (389 amino acids)
Biological process (GO): regulation of mRNA splicing, via spliceosome; regulation of transcription by RNA polymerase II
Cellular component (GO): nucleus; cytoplasm
Molecular function (GO): mRNA binding
Source: RefSeq, a predicted model, not a curated record